Elaeis guineensis (African oil palm) is the source of this 639-nucleotide messenger RNA. The record is from RefSeq and is a predicted model, not a curated record. NCBI's taxonomy places the organism in Eukaryota, Viridiplantae, Streptophyta, Magnoliopsida, Arecales, Arecaceae.
AUGCAGUUGGCGGCAAAAAAGAAGCGGGGUGGAAGCGGUGGUUCUUGCAGUGGUUUCAAGGGAGGCGGUGGCGGCCCGAACAGCGGUAGCGGUGAAGGUGAUGACGAAGGUGGUGGAGUUAGUGUUCGAAGGCUUGGUCUGAGAAGUUUACAGAGUCCAAAAGACGGCGCCGCCACCACCGACCACGCCGCCCCGUCGACCGCACCCUCUGCGUCGGCGGCGAGCAAGAGAACUACGACGCUCUUGCCCACCAACGAUGAGUUCAUGAGUCUGUUCGCUGCGGCAGUCAUUGGCGCAAUAUCGUCUUUGCGGAGUGUGAAGAAAGAGGACCCGGCGGGGUUGGAGGUAAUGAUCGGUGCUUUGUUUGGCUUGCGGCUCGACGAUAUGGAGUCGAUACUCGACUGUUUGCUGGGGUUGGCGGAGGAAAUGAAGGGCGACCAGGCGCUGAAGAUAGCGAUGGAGGCCUUGGGUAACGUGGAGAUGCUUAAGAGCACGGUCCGGGGGGCGACGAUGCUGUUGGCGGAGAAAAGGAAGCGAGAUGGAAGCGGUGGUUCUUGUAGUGGUUCCAAGGGGGGCGGCAAAGGCCCGGACAGCGGCAGCGGUGAAGGUGAUGGCGAAGGUGGUGGAGUUAGUGUUUGA